Molecule: messenger RNA, 3830 nt
Organism: Vespa mandarinia (Asian giant hornet)
Lineage: Eukaryota; Metazoa; Arthropoda; Insecta; Hymenoptera; Vespidae
Biological process (GO): mitotic sister chromatid separation; attachment of spindle microtubules to kinetochore; male meiotic nuclear division
Cellular component (GO): kinetochore; midbody; intercellular bridge
Molecular function (GO): ATP binding; protein kinase activity
Source: RefSeq, a predicted model, not a curated record
CCCUCUUCAUCCCUGAAUAUCAACAGAAAUCCCACAACUUCUCUUGAAGAGCAAAUAAGCAAGAGGUAGGAGGGGAGGAGGGGGUGAACUGUAGAUAAAAGUGGGGAAGAGAGAGAGAAAGAGCGAGAGAGAGAGAAAGAGAGAAAGAGAAAAGAGCAAACGUUGGUAGUGCGAACAAAUGUUUGGAAACGUACUGUCAGACGAUCGCGAAGUGUCGCGAGACAAGGAGAAGGAGAUUCGUUACGCGUGCAUCUGUUUCUUAUUAUCGUUUUUAUUUUUUUUUCUUAUAACAUUCCUACCUUCUAUUUUAAAGUUAAAAAGAAAAAAUAAAAAGCGCAGUAAAGUAUCAUCGGUCAAUCGAUUAAAAAUAUAUCAUAAUCGGCAUAUUAAAAAAAGACGUAUUCGCAUUGUGCCGUUUCAAUUACGUUAUGGGAAUGUUAGGAGUAUUUAAGUGGCUCCGAAAAGAUAUUGGCUAUCGGGAUAGAAGCAGACGUAGUUUGUCGAGACAAUCAACCUUUUCGAAUUUAACGCUAACCGGUGGUGCCAUCGUUGAUCGAUUAUCGAAUUUAACAUCAGUAAAAUAUAAUUCGGCUAGAUCAGAGAAGUGAAAAAUAAAAACAAAAAAAAAAGAAAAAAAAAAGAGAAGUAGUAUGAAAGGAAAGUAAAGAGAAUUUCAAAGAGAUAGGGAAAGAAAGAAAGAAAGAGAAAGGGGCAAAGAGAGAGAGAGAGAGAGAAAAUGUCGAUUUCUUAUACGACGAUUUGCAAUGCAAAGAAACGACGACAAAGGGCGAAAAGUGCCGAUGAAGUUGCUGAAUCUUAUCGGAACGCAUUACAAGCGUUCGUAGAUCGUCGAAGAUUUUCAACGACUAUGUUAGACGCAACAUCGCAAAACAAUUUAGACGUAAAUGGUGGUGUUAGUUUGUUAACGGAAAAUGGUAAAGAUGUGGAGAACGAUAAUGAGAAUUGUAACAAGGAAAAAACGAUACAACAACAACAAGAAGAAGAAGACAAUUCGAUAUUAUUAUUGGAUGUACCAAACGUAACAGCCUCAGAGAUCUUUGAGAUUGGUUUGGUCGCCGGAACGGAGGAUCGAUAUUUGGAAUUGAUAUAUGCCGAAUGGGAAAAUACACGGAUCUCGUUAAAGAGGCAAACGCAUCCGGAAUGUCGAAACGCGGUCAAAACCGACAUGGAAAUUCUCACAAAAAUUCGACAUCCAAACAUAGUGAUGUUAAUGGCGAUGACGCAUACGGAGGAUUACGGUCUCGUAUCGAUUCUCGAACCUGUUGACUGUACCCUUUACAAUUACAUGCACGAGCAAGGCGAACGAAUUUCCGUUCGAGAGAUGGCAAGGUUCGCCGGUAAACUGGCUGAUGCACUUAGGCAUGCACACAUGCGUGGUUACGUUCAUAGUGCUAUUAGUUCGCAUUGCGUUUAUCUCGCCUUUGGCGAAACUGUUAAACUAGCAGGAUGGGAAUUGGCAAUCAACUUGGGUAAACCAAAGCCCAAACAAGAGUACGAGGAUAUUUUACGUAGUGAAAUAUUUAGAUGGCAAGCACCGGAAUUAUUUUCUGGUAUAUCUUGCAAAGAGAACGACGUUUAUGGGCUUGCCUUACUUAUAUGGGAAAUGUGCACGAUGCAUGUACCAUGGAAUGGCUGCGACAUAACAGAAGUCAAGAAACAGUAUUUACAAUUGAAACAUGGUAUUCCCAUAGAUUUAUGCAAUUCCAUACCUUUAAUUAAUAGUUUAUUAGAAAUUGCUUUACAAAUUGAUAUCGCCAAACGAAAUAUCGAUAUUAAUAAAAUACGUAGAUUGUUGCAAAGUCUUGAGAUACAAUACGAGCAUAAGGAUCCCGUAUAUGUCGAUGAGUGCAAAAAGGACAAAACAGAAAUAAAUAAGACAAUUGUAACACCAAUUGUCGAAAAAUCAAUUAAAACAGAUCAGCAUAAAAUCCCUUUACCAAAUAAUUUAACCGAAGAAUGUUUGGAUCUUACGAUAAAUAAAAAAAUUUUGGAUCCUACGAAAAGUAAGGAUUAUUUUAAUUCUAUCAAAACUAAACAAUAUUUGGAUCCUACAAGAACUAAGAUUCGUACGUGUGACACCGAAGUUCCCAUAGACUUACCUAGUACCACCGAUAUAAAAAAUACUUUAAUUCAAAAUGAACCAUCGAAGGAUUUGUACAAUAAUCAUGAAGAAAAUGAAUUGCAUUCUUUGGAUCGAGAAAAUAAAGAAAUAAAAAAGAAAAAUAACAAUGUGGAUUUGGAUAUGUCGAAACUAAAAUCUUUCAAUACAUUUAGAAAGUCUCAACAAAUGAAAAAGUCUAUGACAUCGAAUAAUUUAUAUAAAAAAGUAAGAAUACCAAAAAAUCUUUCGGAAUCUGAUAAUAGCUCUAUAUCAUCGUCAUCUCUUGGUGGUGUUACCGAUCUUGUCGAAGAUAUUCCAAUUGAUGUAAAUGCACGUCUCAAUUUGCAACGUCUUAAAGAACUUCUUGCUAAUAGAAGAGAACGUUUUUUUAAUGGUAUACGUUCGCCACAAUUGUUUGAACAAAGACAAAGUUUAAGAAAUUCGAUUAAGGACACGGAGCUAUUGUCCAAAGUGAAAAGUAAAGAUUAUGAGCCGCAUAAACCCGCAAGUCAUAAAACAUGUUUAGAACCAAAAUUUAACAAAUCUCCUGGCUCAUAUGAUUCAUCUUACGUAUCACCGAGUCAAGCAACUCGCAAACAACCUUACUCUCAGAUGCCUGCCAAUAUUAAAAAUGCAAUAAUGCAACCACGGGUACUAAUCCCAGAUCCUCAAAACUUUUUCGAAUCAUCCUUAUGGAAAAAAGAAAAAGAAAUUUGUAUAUCGAAAAUGAGGAAAGAGGACAAAAAUGAAGUGCAAACAUCUGAAGAAAGUUCUGAAAAUAUUUCUACGAAAUUAGAUAUCAUAAAAUAUUCAGAAAUAUUUAAUACAAAUAAAAAGUCAGAAAAAAAUGUGCAAAAUAAUAGGGUACUUAUUGAAAAUAUACCGGAAUCGGAGGAAAUAGUGUAUAAUAAAAAUAACUCGUUACAAAUUCUGAAAGAUGCAUUAGAUCGAGCAACUGAAAUAAUUUGUUCUACGUCUACUCAAAAUGAUGCGAUUACAUCAUGCUUACCUUCACAAUCUUAUAAUAAUAUUAAUAAUAUAACAAAGAACACGUACAUUAAUAAACCUUUUAUCGACAAAGCAUACGAUUUGACUUAUACCGACGAUAUAGAAGAAAUAAAAACUAAAAAGAAAAUGGAUUAUACAUGUAGAUCAUCAUCUUUAUUAAAUAAAAAUAUGUCUAUCGAUAUUGAAACAUUGGAAAAUAAUGUUUAUGACUCUAAGACUGAUACGAAUAAUUUUAUAAAUGAAGAUGAAAAAUAUGAAAAAAUUAUUGAACGUUUCGAAAAUCCAAUUCAUAAUUCUGAUACGAUAGAACAUAAUAAUAAAAAAGUAUUCAAUGAAAUUUCAUCCAAAGAAUUCUUUUCACCAAUAUCGAUUGAUGAAAAGCAUGAUUUUCAAUUGCCCUUUCCAUCGACAUUAGAUAAUAAUUGCAAAGCCUGUAAUAAUAAAAUGUCAUUACAAAGACGACGUUCUUUACCAGCUACAUUUCCACAUCCAAAAUUAGGAAAUAAUUUGCAAUUGGGCAAAUUACCGAUACGUAAGGCUGAUCAUUCAAUAAAUAGCUCUAUAGAGGAUUUCUAUAUUGACGAUGAUAAUUUAGAGUUGAUGAAUUUAAAUAUUAAUAUGUUGUUAUUGGACGAUGAAAUGUUCUAUGAUAAUUAUUUGUUUGAUAAACAAACAGUUUAAAAUCUUCUUUUAAGGCUGA